This is a messenger RNA of Notothenia coriiceps (black rockcod), 2158 nucleotides long. Its product is annotated as leucine-rich repeat and calponin homology domain-containing protein 1-like. The record is from RefSeq and is a predicted model, not a curated record. The transcript has 4 exons. NCBI's taxonomy places the organism in Eukaryota, Metazoa, Chordata, Actinopteri, Perciformes, Nototheniidae. The coding region runs from base 1 to 363 and encodes 120 amino acids. Gene Ontology annotation, molecular function: protein binding.
AUGACUAACUCAGAUAGUGCAGUGGAGAACAUUGAGACCAGACUGAAGGUGUUGCUCCCAGAGGAUGUUGGAGCCGCUCUGAUGGACGGGGUGGUCCUCUGCCAUCUAUCCAAUCACAUCUGUCCUCGGUCAGUUGCCAGCAUCCAUGUGCCGUCUCCCGCUGUGCCAAAGCUUAGCAUGGCUAAAUGCCGUAGGAAUGUGGAGAACUUCUUGGAUGCCUGUAAGAAGCUGGGUGUCACACAGGACAAGCUGUGCCUUCCCCAUCACAUCCUGGAGGAGCGCGGCCUGGUGAAGGUUGGCAUGACGAUCCAGGCUCUGCUGGAUCUGCCACCAUUAAGACCCACCCCCCUGUCAGCUGUUUGACAAGAGCCCGAAUGCUGCGUACAACCCGCAGCCCUCCAUUCGACCCCCCACCACCACCAGGGAGCAAAGCGCCCCCCUGGGGGAGGACCCAGCAGGGGUCUGCUUCUGCCUGACUGAACCAGGAGACAGGAGGGGAACUUCCUCUGUCUUUUUAUAUGAUGUCAGCUGCCACCCUACUUCCUGUCCAUCAGAUUUCCACUUGUAUACUGUUCCUAGUUGCUGGGGGUCAAUGUGUGUUCCUGCGCUGCUUGGACUCCCCGAGGAGAGACAGAAAAGAUCCAAUGUUUUGAUGAAGACAUGUAUUUACCUCUCAACAUGCUCCGUGCUUAUUGAACCUGCAAGGGCCAGUACUGAGAACAUUUCCAUGCUGAUGUGUGAGAUAUUGGCGGUGAGGAGAUGACAGAGAUGUGACUCACUCUUUCACUAAAGAGAUCCAACCUUGAGUAAUUUUGCUUUGCAUAAUCUCACUUCUGUAUCUGCUCCGAAAUCCUGACUAUUGCUUUCUUGAGGGAGAGGCAAGGCGUGCCUCUAAAAAAGUAUGUCCACCAAAAACAUUUUCUUUCUGUAGGUCAUUAGUCAUUUGACUUUCUGGGUGUUUCCUGUUGAAAAUGAUUUUAACAAAAAAUAAAAAGCUGCAUGCUAUGACAUUUGACCACUGUGAGAACAUGUGUUGGUUGUAGCCAAAAGCACAAUGGUCCUGUUUUAUAGCAUUUUUUUUAUUGUUCGUGCAAGGUUUCUGAUAAAUAUUCUGUCAUCCGACUUUUCUAAAGCUUUUAUACUUUCUUUCCAGUCAUUGCCAAAUAUCAUUGCCAGUUUUGUGCCAUAGUCGACAUAAAUCAAUCCACGCAAACCUUCCACACAUGGCACGCUUGUAUCUUCCUGCCAGGCCGCCCUGCUGUUUGUGCUUUCUUUUACAACUCAUUAUUUCAGGGAAAUUCUAUUAUUUACGUAUUUAUUCUUUUGUUUUAUUUUUAUAUGUUGUCACUUUUUGCAUCCUACCCCUUGGUACCAGUGUGAUGCAGCUGCACAUUUAGAUCUCAAAUAUUUCGUUUUUUUGUGCUGAACUUGUUAACUUUGAGAAGGUUUCUCAACUUAGUCCAGACAGCAGCAGGUCACCUUUUUAAAUUAGGUCUCCAAAAUGCUGAACAAUAAUAGUGGAAAUUAAAGUAAAGAUUUAUUAAUCAAUAAAUAUGAGUAUCAGGAGUCAACUUCAACUUUCACUAGGACUUCAUUAUACUGUUCUGUCAAUGAUAACGGCCAAAAUGUUUUUAUUUAGGUGCUUUAAUGGUUUAUUUUACAUAUAGAGUGACUAUUUGAGAAUUGAAAGACUCUAUAACGUGGACAUUUAUCAGUGACACGUUGAUGUGACAUGUUCAAUGACCUCUGGCUUUGAUUAAAGACUUGCUAGUUAAGCUACUGAAGCCCAUGUUAACAACACAAGAAGCAGAGCAUAGCUUUUAUGUGUAGUGAAGAAAAAGCUAAUCAUGAUGCAAAAAGUGCCAUAAAGUACUAUGAGGUUAUUGUCUGUAUUGCUGACACAUAUAGGACAACAUUUUGAAAGUCCACAAAUGCCAUCAAAUUCAACAGAAUUGUGCCUUAAAGGAGGGGCGUUUUUCGGCUUGCUACACUCUAAUUACACUAUAAGUACCUGGAUUACACCUUUCUCUCCCUGUAUUUCUCUCUUCUCCUUUUUUCACAGGAUGUUUUAGAUGUUGUGCAACAGAAACAGAUGUUCUACUUUUCAGUUCAAUGUCAAAUAACACAAUAGUCUACUGUUCAUAGACAAACAAACUCU